ACUCUGCCACUCGCACAUGUUGUUUAUGUUUCAAUUUUACGGAAACAUUUUCAUUUACGCCGCAGAAAAGUCCAAUAAAUGCUAUCAGGAUGAAGGUGAAAAUGAUCAGUCGCAAUCCGGACAAUUAUGUGCGGGAAACCAAGCUGCAGCAGCACAAAAUGCCCCGGAACUAUGAUCCUGCGCUGCAUCCUUUGGAGGGUCCUAGGGAAUAUGUGCGUGCCCUGAAUGCCACCAAAUUGGACCGAGUGUUUGCCAAGCCCUUUGUCUGCAACCUAAGCGGACAUCGCGAUGGAGUCUCUUGCUUUGGGAAGCACCCCAAGCAACUUUCCUGUUUGGCCACCGGCGCCUACGAUGGCGAAGUGCGCAUUUGGGACUUGGCAAAUCGUGCUAGUUCCCGGAACUUCGUAGCCCACGACGGCUUCGUCAGGGGCAUAACUUACACUCAGGAUGGACGUCGCAUCUUCACCGUGGGCGAUGAUAAAACCAUCAAGGUGUGGAAGGCAGAGGCCCCUGAAGUGGGCGAGGAUGAGGUGCCUGUGAAUACCAUACUGAGUAAAUUUGGCCUCCACGGCAUCUCGCACAAUCGCAAGGAGAACAAGUUCGCCACCUGCGGAGAGGUGUGCGCCAUUUGGGACGAGAAACACAACGAUCCCCUGAAGACCCUGAAGUGGGGCGUCGAUACCCUGCACACCAUAUCCUACAAUCCCGUGGAAACGAGCAUCCUGGCCUGUUGUGCCAGUGAUCGCAGCAUUAUCCUGUAUGAUCAAAGAGAGGCGCAGCCAUUGAGAAAGGUCGUCCUUACCAUGAAGAGCAACAAACUGGCCUGGAAUCCCAUGGAGGCCUUUAACUUCACAGUGGCCAACGAGGAUUGCAACCUCUACACUUUUGACACCCGCAAGCUGCAAACGCCCCUGAAGGUGCACUUUGACCACGUUUCUGCCGUCACUGACGUGGACUACUCGCCCACGGGCAAGGAGUUCAUCUCAGGAAGCUAUGACAAGACUAUCCGGCUCUACAAUGCCCACCAUAGCCACUCGCGGGACAUUUACCACACCAAACGUAUGCAGCAUGUGGUGUGUGUGGCCUGGUCCCUGGAUAAUCGAUACGUCUUCUCCGGCUCCGAUGAGAUGAACGUGCGCAUGUGGAAGGCAAAUGCAUCCGAAAAACUGGGCGUCAUUCGUCCGCGUGAGCGGGUCAACUUCAAUUACCAGGAGGCACUGAAGCAAAAGUAUGCCGCUCAUCCGCAGAUCAAGCGAAUUGCUCGCCAUCGCCAGGUUCCGCGUCACGUGCUCAAUGCACAGAAAAAGAUGCGCACGGUCAAGGAGAAGGAACAGGUCAAGGAGGCCAAUGUGCGCAAGCACUCCAAGAAGGGCAAGGUGCCUUUCGUCAGCGAAAAAAAGAAGCAUGUGCUGAAGGAGGAGGUCUAGGGACGAUUGUUUACGACUGUAGUUGGAUAAGUUUGAAUAAAAUUGAUUUUUGUAAGGCGAAA
Drosophila suzukii is the source of this 1489-nucleotide messenger RNA. RefSeq names its product DDB1- and CUL4-associated factor 13. Lineage: Eukaryota; Metazoa; Arthropoda; Insecta; Diptera; Drosophilidae. Gene Ontology annotation, cellular component: nucleolus; small-subunit processome. Gene Ontology annotation, biological process: maturation of SSU-rRNA from tricistronic rRNA transcript (SSU-rRNA, 5.8S rRNA, LSU-rRNA). Gene Ontology annotation, molecular function: protein binding. The record is from RefSeq and is a predicted model, not a curated record.